Messenger RNA from Cynara cardunculus var. scolymus (artichoke), 1978 nucleotides. Its product is annotated as adenylate-forming reductase 03009-like. Lineage: Eukaryota; Viridiplantae; Streptophyta; Magnoliopsida; Asterales; Asteraceae. The coding region runs from base 128 to 1978 and encodes 616 amino acids. The record is from RefSeq and is a predicted model, not a curated record. The transcript has a single exon.
UUUACUUAAUUGAUGGACAAAAGGUCACAGACAACUUUGAAACUAUAGAUUUUUUUUUUCUAUUGAACACAUAUUUUUGUGGUUCGUAAUUAGUAACGGGUUAGAGCGGGCACUUCUCUGCACUUACAUGCAGAUUGCAGAGAAAAUAGUAGUCAACUUUGUGCAGACUGCAGAUGGACCGCCAACCCCGCAAGCAUUUUUGUGUUGUACAAUACAACCCAUUACUGCACGGAUUUGCAUCUAUAAACUUGCAAAAUUUGUGCAGACUGCAACGUAUUCCUUUCACUGUUCAAGAACUACCAAGAAAAGAGAUUUAAUGCAUCAAGAAGUCAUGGAUCAGAGAUUUUCAAGUUGUCGAGGUGUAUCGUUUGAGAUCCAACCACAUAAAGAUCCAUUCGCCAUUCAUGCACCUCCAGCUAGUCGACGUGGUUGGGUUCCAAGGGGGUCUUCUAACAAAACCGUGCCAACUUCGGGUGCCAUCAUCUCGAGGUCUUCUAGCCGAGCCAGUAGUCAUUUCUGUGACUUAGAAACCGACGAUGAAGAUGAUGAGGACAACGUUCUGGUCAACAUAGAAGAAGGCUACGAGUUAGACGACAAGCACGAGCUGCCCCUUCAAGUUUCAGUUCCAGAAAUGCUCCCACAAGCUCCCAGCAAAAAGAUUCUUUCUAAGCCAACAAAACCGAAAGAGUCGAGAUUGUCAGUGAUAUUGCUCCAUCAAGGCUUGUUUACAGUCUAUAAGAGACUCUUUAUGGUUUGCUUGGCUCUUAACAUUGCAGGAUUAGUUCUUGCUGCCACGGGUUAUUUUCCAUACGCGAGAAACCAUGCGACUCUUUUCUCUAUCGGAAACCUUCUUGCUCUGACACUAUGUCGAAGUGAAGCCUUCUUACGCAUCGUGUUCUGGCUGGCGGUAAACCUCCUCGGCCAUUCUUGGGUGCCGCUACGCCUCAAAACCGCUACCACCUCUUUACUUCAAUCAUUAGGUGGGAUACACAGUAGUUGUGGCGUUUCUUCUGUCGCUUGGCUUACGUAUUCUUUAGUCCUUACUAUCAAAGACAGAGACGAUACUUCUAAUGAGAUAAUUGGUGUGGCUUCCGCCAUCCUCUCCCUUCUCUGCCUGUGUUGUCUGGCGGCGUUCCCCCUCGUCCGCCACCUCCACCAUAAUGUGUUUGAAAGGACUCAUCGAUUCGCAGGCUGGGUAUCAUUGAUUCUCCUCUGGGUGUUUAUUGUGCUCACAAAAACUUAUGUACCUGAGACCAAAUCUUACCGGAAAGACGUGGGAUCAAGAUUGGUUAAAGAGCAAGAAUUCUGGUUCACCUUGGUCACAACCAUACUAAUCAUCAUCCCAUGGGUGACCGUGAGGCGGGUUGCCGUCAAGGUCUCAGCCCCAUCAGGUCAUGCUUCGAUUAUAAAAUUCGUGGGAGGAGUGAAACCAGGGAUUCUAGGUCGGAUAAGUCCAUCACCGAUGUCCGAAUGGCAUGCUUUUGGUAUCAUUUCUGAUGGAAAGGAAGAGCACAUGAUGUUAGCAGGUGCAGUGGGAGACUUCACAAAAUCCCUAGUCUCGAACCCGCCAAGCCACUUAUGGGUCCGACAAGUCCAUUUCGCUGGUCUGCCUUACCUGGUUAACAUGUACAACCGAGUCUUGGUGGUGGCAACCGGUUCUGGUAUUUGCGUCUUUCUGUCAUUCUUACUGCAACAAGGUCCAGCGGAUGUGUGUUUGUUGUGGGUAGCAAAAGGGAUCGAACAGAAUUUUGGGGAAGAAAUAAAGGAAUGGGUGAGUGGGUAUCCGAAGGAGAAGGUGAUAGUUCACGACACGGCGGUGAUGGGGCGGCCGAAUGUCUCGGAGAUGAGUGUGGCGGCGGCAAGGAAGUGGGGAGCGGAGGUGGUGAUCGUAACGAGUAAUCCUGAAGGGAGUAGGGAUGUGGUGAAUGCAUGCAAGGGUAAAGGGAUACCAGCCUUUGGUCCCAUUUGGGAUUCUUGA